This is a messenger RNA of Maniola jurtina (meadow brown), 1194 nucleotides long. RefSeq lists its product as uncharacterized. The coding region runs from base 229 to 1089 and encodes 286 amino acids. The record is from RefSeq and is a predicted model, not a curated record. NCBI's taxonomy places the organism in Eukaryota, Metazoa, Arthropoda, Insecta, Lepidoptera, Nymphalidae. The transcript is spliced from 7 exons.
UUGUCAUUUGAAUUUUAAAGUUUUUUCUUUAAAAAUUCAAUUCAAUGCAGUCAGUUUUGAAACAAUAUAAAUAGAAAAUAAAAGGGCCUAUCCAACAAACAUCCCAACAGUGAACAAAAUGAUUGCUAAUUAUUUAGCAUCUGUGCGUAAUAAAUGAUUCAAUUUAUGAACUUACAAUAAUGAGGCAAGAUAAAUCACAAUUUUUUGUAAUAUUUUCUACAUACUGAAAUGCUCAAACAACAACUAUCGCCACGGAGCGUGCAUCCAUAUCAAACAACCGUGGUUCCUCGGAGCGACAAACAGUUAGUGUCGGCGAAUCAACAAAGGGCCAAAUAUCCAUGGGCAGAAGAUAGCAACACUCCUGUGUAUCAACUUACAGGAGUUGAGAGUAGUUCUACAUCAGAAAAUCCCUACCAUGUGCCACAGUAUUACCAAACAACUCAACGUGAAUAUGGCCCUCCAUCACCUGUCUACCAAAUGCCAUAUGCUACAGGAUCAUGGAGAAAUCAUAAAAAGAGCAAAUUUACAACAGUACCACUGCCGUCCAGUACAUACUCAUUUCCGCCCUGUGCAUCAGCAUUCUCACUACCUCUGUGCGAGGGAGACCACUCUCGCACCAUGAGCCAUUCCCCAGUCCUUACCGUGCCAUCAUUAAGUCCAGAAGUUCCUAUCAUAGGUGCCUGUGGAGGUCAUUGUCCAGGAUUUGAAUAUGUCUGCUAUUAUAUUUUACAGGUUAUAUUUGUAGUUGGUAUAUUAACUGGAAUUUCUCUAUGUAUUGCUGGGAUUGUAUUAAGGCGAACCAAUCGCAAUGGUGAUCUUGGAGUGUUAGUUUACAUUGGUUGUCUCUCGUCGUGCGUAUGCGGCGUGCUGCUGGGCGUGCAGUGCUGCGUGCGGCGCGAGAUGCGGCAGAGGAAGCUGCGCGCCAAUGCGCAUAUUCCUAUGCACUCUAUUCAGGAAGCGCCUGUUACAGCUUGCCCCUUGCUGCCAUCAACGUUACAUAGCCAAAUGUAUAGACCCACAACUGGCAAUGUUUGCACUGAAGAGGAAGUAACCGGUGUUCCCUGGUGGCGCCGCGAGAACAUAGACUGACUAGUUUUAAGUUUAAUAUUUGUAUCUACAAGUGAAUACUUUUAUAUUAUUACUGCGGUUUAUUGAAUAAUAUAUUGCUUUAUAAGAAAAGUACCUAUUUUUUAA